This is a messenger RNA of Stylophora pistillata, 1006 nucleotides long. Its product is annotated as soma ferritin-like. Gene Ontology annotation, cellular component: cytoplasm. Gene Ontology annotation, molecular function: ferrous iron binding; ferric iron binding. Lineage: Eukaryota; Metazoa; Cnidaria; Anthozoa; Scleractinia; Pocilloporidae. The record is from RefSeq and is a predicted model, not a curated record. Gene Ontology annotation, biological process: iron ion transport; intracellular iron ion homeostasis.
UUUACCUAUCUCCAUCCGAGGGGAAUUCUCGCAAAAGAAAUUCGUCAAGGGCUGGUAUGCCCAGUCUCUAGUCACUCUUCACUUUUGGUGACGUUAAACUGAUUUUAUUUCGAGGAUAGCAUAUAUUGCCAUGUUGUUACAGCUUUCUACAUUUUUCACCGCAAUUUUGUAUUCUUGCGCAUUUAACGUACUCACCGGAGAUCCUGCGAGAGAUUGUGGACAACAUUUUACCUCCAUUUAUCAGCAAAGUGACGACAUCAACCAAAUUCCAAAGGAUGGUGAGCCUUUUCAGGAUCAGGCAUGGGCAUUUGAAGACGUUUAUGAUCAAUUUGAGACCAAGAGGCAAGUACAGGCCAAAGAAAGUCGUUUCAUUGUAGGAAUUCAGAGGAAUCAGCUCGCCGUUAUUGUCGAAGGCGAGAUUAACAAGCAGAUCAACAAGGAGCUAUUUUCCCACUACAGCUUCCUUUCUGUGGCGUUCCAUUUUUAUCGCGAUGACGUUCAUCUCCCUGGUCUCCGUGAGUACUUCAAAGCAGCUGGUGAUGAAAGUAUGAAGCAUGCGCACAAGCUUAUGGAGCACUUGCUGAAACGAGGGGGCCGUCUUAAGCUGAAUCCAAUAAUGAUUCCAUGUCAUCAUCAUUGGGGACGGGGACUGCAGGCAAUGGAAGAUGCCCUGACUUUGCAGAAAGAACUUUUGCAAUCUCUGAGGAGAUUGCAUGCUUCAGCUGACGAGAGAAACGAUUUCCAGACAAGGGAUUUUAUCGAAGCCAAUUUCCUCCGUGCGCAAACAGACCGAGUCAAGCAGCUGUCGGACUACGUCAGCACUCUCAGAAGGCUUGGUCGCGAUCCUUUGGGGGAGUAUUAUUUUGACAAGAUGGGUUUAGAGGGAAUUGUCUUACAGUGGGGAGCAGAGAUGAAGAAGUAGAAAUGAGGGUUUUACAUUUGUUUUUAUAAGAAACUGACAAAAUGAAUGAUUAAUAAAGGAAAUUGGUUUCUCAGAUAAUUUUGA